AUGCCUGUGAAUCCUCUGACGGCGCGCGCGAUACUUCGAGGUCCACCCCUACUCCUCAAGACACUCCUAAAGCAUUAUAUUAACCGUGUUACCAAGAAGAAGCCUGGAAAGUCCUCGACCCGGUUGCGCCACGAUGAACUUCGUUAUGACGAAAUGUUUAGUCUUCUCAAAGUACGUUUAGAUGCACUGUGUAAGCAAUUGCUCCCUGUUCUUAGCUUUGAUCCAGCUUUCAGCAACAACCGGACAAGCUCUCCAAGACGGUUUUAUGUCGAGCGUUUAUUUGUGCCUAUGUCGUCUUGCGAUGACGCUGCAAAAUAUCUCGUGCAAGCCUUGGGCGGCGAAGACGCGGCAAGGAGGAUCGUUGGUGGUGUAAAAUGGUGGCAGGCGAGGGCUAUCGAUGGCGUCGAAGCCGAGUGGAUAACGGCGAAGAAAGACUUGCGAGAGGCCAAAAAACGUGAUAAGGCGAAGCCAACACCUACUGCUACUCCUGCGACCGUUCCGAUGGAGGAAUUGAAAACGCACCCUGGAGCGCCCAAUAUAGAUCACAGCUCAGAAGCAGAUGAAAUGCGCUGCUUUUUGUACCUUCACGGCGGCGGAUAUUACGUUGGAAGCUUGGAUCAAGAACGAUCUAGCAUUCAUCAGCAUGCUCGACUCAUCAACGGCCGUGUGUUUACCAUAAACUAUCGUUUAGCGCCGCAGUAUCCCUUUCCUUGUGCGAUACAGGAUGCUCUAGCUGCCUACCUAUAUCUCAUCAAGCCCCCGCCGGAGGCCAAACAUCGGGCCAUCAAGCCAUCCCACAUCUUGUUCUCCGGAGAUUCUGCGGGAGGCGGUCUUUCCCUAGCUCUGCUUCAAGUCAUUCGGGAUAGCGGACUACCCUUGCCUGCGGGCGCCGUCCUCGUCUCUCCGUGGUGCGAUCUUAACCAUUCUUUUCCGAGUGUUACAAUCAAUACGGAUACCGACAUUCUACCAAAGUACGGCCUGUCAAUCUCAAAGCCGAGCCCCUUGUGGCCGCCGCCGCCGUCGCAGGUACCCUCGACGGCUGCCGAUACUCUCACUGCUCAGGAUCAAGAAUUACAGACAAUCUAUUCCAGACCGACUGACUCAGGCGAAAUUCUGAAGAUCGAGUGGCAAAUGCAUCCAUAUGCUCAAAACAGCCUGCUGAGGCAUCCUCUGAUUAGUCCUGUCCUGUCGUAUCUAGGAGGUCUGCCACCUCUGUUAAUCAUUGCCAGUGGAAAAGAAGUCCUCUGCGAUGAGAUCGUUUACACCGCCCAUAAAGCUGCAGAACCUGAGAAAUACUCUGUUCGGGAGGAAGUCCGAAAGCUCUAUCCCGUCCCUGAUGGGAUAGAAACGCGGUACGGAGGAACGGAGGUUCAUCUGCAGGUGUAUGAUGAUGCAGAUACCGCCCAUACGCUUCCUACGCAGUUUGAAGGCACUACUCCGGGGAAAGCAGCUUACGAUGCUAUCCGGUUGUUCGCUCGACGUGCUACUGGACUGGAGGCUACUGCUCAGGCCGUGGGUUCAACUCUCCCUGCUCCCACUGUCCAUUCAUGGCUAAUCAAUUCCUUGUACAGGAGAACAAUAGUUUCAUCCGGGAGCGUGUUUCGGUCAAGGGCGUUGUUAGUCCCUUGGAGCCAGCAUCGGACCUGGACGCGAUGA
This is a messenger RNA of Desarmillaria tabescens, 1656 nucleotides long. Its product is annotated as Alpha/Beta hydrolase protein. The record is from RefSeq and is a predicted model, not a curated record. Gene Ontology annotation, molecular function: lipase activity. The transcript is spliced from 10 exons. The coding region runs from base 1 to 1656 and encodes 551 amino acids. NCBI's taxonomy places the organism in Eukaryota, Fungi, Basidiomycota, Agaricomycetes, Agaricales, Physalacriaceae.